Molecule: messenger RNA, 1593 nt
Organism: Prunus armeniaca (apricot)
Lineage: Eukaryota; Viridiplantae; Streptophyta; Magnoliopsida; Rosales; Rosaceae
Source: the annotation of a GenBank genome assembly
AUGCAGAAGAAGAGGUGGAUAGCAUUGACCGCACUGAGGAAGGUGCUAACGUGCGCCAUAUGCUCAAUAGCGCUAGUGGCUCUCUUCUCUGUCCACGUACCUGUCUUCCCUUCUUCAAAGGUCCCUAACUUCUCUGACCCCUUCAAGCUCCCCACGCAACAUGAUAUUAAAUACCAGAAGUUGAGCGCUGAGCAAAGCUGGACACUGGAGCUCGCCCCGCCCCAUCUGUUGAAAGCACCUCUGCCUUCUCGCAAGUUGGAUGGUUCAAGUGGGACUGUGGAAACUGACAAGCUAUGGAAGCCUCCACCAAAUCGAGAUUUUGUGCCAUGUGUAGAGCCAAGUCCCAAUUAUACAUCUCCUACAGAGUCACGUGGUUACCUGCUAGUUCAUACAAAUGGUGGGCUCAACCAGAUGCGUGCUGGGAUAUGUGACAUGGUAGCUGUAGCCCGUAUCAUAAAUGCCACUCUUGUAAUUCCGGAACUUGAUAAACGAUCAUUUUGGAAAGACUCUAGCAACUUCUCAGAUGUUUUCGAUGAAGAUCAUUUUAUCAAUGCUCUAGCUGAUGAUGUCAAAAUUAUAACAAAGCUACCUAAUGAACUGGCCACUGGUACCAGAGCGGUUAAGCAUUUUAGAAGCUGGUCUGGUAUGGAUUAUUACCAAGAGGAGAUAGCUAGCCUCUGGGAAGAAUAUGAGGUUAUUCGAGCUGCCAAAUCUGAUUCUCGCUUAGCAAAUAACAACCUACCUCUAGAUAUACAGAAGCUUCGCUGUCGUGCUUGUUAUGAAGCUCUACGCUUUGCACCUCAAAUUGAAGCAAUGGGAAAAUUGUUAGUUGAUCGGAUGAGGUCCUUUGGUUCUUAUAUUGCUCUGCAUUUACGAUUUGAGGAGGACAUGCUUGCCUUUAGUGGAUGCACACAGGAUUUAUCUCCAGCCGAAGCUGAUGAACUAAGGAUCAUUCGAGAAAACACCUCAUACUGGAAAGAAAAGGAAAUUGAUCCCAUAGAACGGAGAUCCAAAGGGUUUUGCCCCUUAACUCCAAAGGAGGUUGGGAUUUUUCUUAGCGCUCUUGGGUACCCAUCAAACACACCGAUAUAUAUUGCUGCUGGAAAGAUAUAUGGGGGCGAUUCUCAUAUGGCUGCUCUGCGAUCCCGUUAUCCAAUACUGAUGAGCAAGGAAAUGUUGGCAUCCGUUGAGGAGCUUGAACCUUUUACCAAUCAUGCAUCUCAAAUGGCUGCCCUUGACUACAUUGUUUCAGUUGAAAGUGAUGUAUUUAUACCUUCGUACUCCGGAAACAUGGCGAGGGCAGUUGAAGGCCAUCGUCGCUUUCUUGGACACAGGAAAACAAUAUCUCCUGACAGGAAAGCACUUGUUCGCCUGUUUGACAAACUUGAGCAUGGAACUCUGAAGGAUGGCAAAAAUUUAUCAAAUAGAGUUAUUGAAAUGCACAGGAAACGGCAAGGCUCCCCGCGGAAGAGAAAAGGUCCUAUUUCAGGAACUAGGGGCACAGAAAGGUUUCGUUCAGAAGAACCCUUUUAUGUGAACCCUUUACCAGAUUGUUUGUGUAAAAAGGAAUUGCCAAUGCAAACAACUCUCUAA